AUGUGGCGCCGUGUUCUCUUCUUCUCCGCAUCGCUCACCGUCGCCCUGCGUCACACCCAUCGCCUCACCGUCACAAGAACAACAACAUCGACGAAAAACUCAUCACCGGGAACAGCGACGCUGUGGUGUGAUGUCGCGGUAGCAGCACAGCAGGUGCCGCUUGCCACUGUGGAAGAAAUGUUUGGUCGCAUAGAAGGAGAUGAUUAUGACGAGAAGGUCGACGAAAGUGCGCCGCAUCCCGCUACGGCGAGUCUCAGAGACGGCCGGGAUGCCGUGGAGGAAGAAUUCUUCGAGUGGCUGGACGACGAAAACAACACCGCCGCAGCAGGGACGGGUGACUUGAGCUUGGAUGGCGUCAUGAAUGCCGCUCUUGCCGAGCCAGGUCUUGGGGAUGAGCGCAAUGCGUCUGACGAGUUCGGUGGAAAUAGUGACACCAACAGUAGUGAUAGUGUCCGUGUUUCUCACGGCAACGGUGCAGGCGGAGGCGAGGGAAAGGCCGUGAGCCGAAUGGAUGACAUUCUCGCGGAGGAGGCUGAUGAUGAUUAUGAUGGCGUGGUUGCCGCAGGCGUGUCGGAUGUGCUUUUUGACGAUAAUAGCGGCAACGACGAACGGGAGGAUCAUGUGGAUGACGUCGAGGAUGACGACGCAUCCGCAAUCCCCGCUGAGGAGGAGGAAGAGGAGGACCAGGUGGAGCAGCUGAUUCGCGCGACUCAGAAUGCCGAGUCCGCAGCGGCUCUAUUCUUUAAAGACAAACAGCGGGUGGUCAAGGCCACGGUGGCAACACCUUCAUUUGACGACGCGGCGGCUGAGGGGGCCGAGUUGGAGAUCGUCGGAGAAGUGAUGCCGUCACCGCAGCGGUUUUGA
Messenger RNA from Trypanosoma cruzi, 864 nucleotides. RefSeq lists its product as uncharacterized. The transcript has a single exon. The coding region runs from base 1 to 864 and encodes 287 amino acids. Lineage: Eukaryota; Euglenozoa; Kinetoplastea; Trypanosomatida; Trypanosomatidae. The record is from RefSeq and is a predicted model, not a curated record.